AAAAGUGUCGAAAAAUUAAUUGUCUGAAAUGUGUCGGUUUUCAUUCUUCUCCGAUUGUGAAUGCAGACCUGUAAAAUGUGAUACACAAUCAAUCUCACUGAAUUACCAGUGAAGUGUUCAGUGUGUUCACGGCUGCUUCGUUGAUAACAUAUACUUAAAAUGAGCUUCUCUGCGAAAAAUAUCGUAAUUACUGGUGGUGCGGGUGAAAUCGCCUUGGAACUGGUACAACAUCUGCUAGACCAUGGCGCUGAGAAUAUUGCUCUGCUGGACAUUGAUCAGCGUAUCGAAUCGAUCACAAAGAUUUGCAACGCCAAUCCGACAAAACAGAUUCGAUUUUAUUUAACCGACGUCUCGAGCAGAUCGAAUCUGGAACAGGUAUUCAAAGAAGUUAUUGACACAUUUCAUUCUAUUGACGCAAUUAUCGCCUGUGCCGGUGUUUUCGAUGAGCUGGAUUACGAGCGUACCGUUAACAUUAACUUGCUGGGAUUGAUGCACACUAAUCAUAUUGGAUUGAGCUACAUGAGCAAAUGUAAGGGCGGUAGUGGUGGCAUAAUCGUGAAUAUUUCUUCGGUGGCUGGUAUAGAUUGUUCGCAGUUCAGUACACCCACGUACAAUGCAACCAAACAUGGUGUUGUGGCUUUCACUCGAAGUUUCGGUGAUGAAUUUUAUUACCAAGAAACUGGCGUCAGAUUCUUAACGAUUUGUCCGGGCGUAACACUCACAAAAUUUCUGGAUGAUGUUCCACAACGGUGCUAUUCAGUCGAAGCAUUCACCAAGUCGAAACAGAAAUUGGAACACAUGAUGCAACAAACGGUGGCCGAAUUUGCAGCUGCAUUUCUUGAAGUUAUCCGAGAAGCGAAAAACGGAACGGUGUGGCUGAUUGAUGGCGGAAAAUACAAGGAAAUUGAAUACAAAAAUCAUUGGUUUGAUAAUGUCAACGACGUCACUUCUCAAUAAAGUUGGACUCCAGAGAAGAUCAGAGGAAAGUAGAACUGGUAGAGUCUUUUAGCGUUCGUUAGGUCAGAAAGGGUUUUUGCGGUAAGUGGGCUCUUCCCGAUAAACAGCGUAUCCAGUUAGUCAAAGUAGUAAAACAUUUAUUCCGUCGCAAAACUUACAACAAAUUGAAUCACAAAACACAGUUACCAAAAAAAAAUAGGAGCAGCAACGUUGUGUUCAUUGUGUUUAUCAUCAUUUCGUCCAUGUCCAGGCCGAAUUACAAUUCACUCAAACAUCGU
Molecule: messenger RNA, 1235 nt
Organism: Bradysia coprophila
Lineage: Eukaryota; Metazoa; Arthropoda; Insecta; Diptera; Sciaridae
Product: alcohol dehydrogenase 1-like
Biological process (GO): alcohol metabolic process
Cellular component (GO): cytoplasm
Molecular function (GO): alcohol dehydrogenase (NAD+) activity
Source: RefSeq, a predicted model, not a curated record